This is a messenger RNA of Ahaetulla prasina, 2494 nucleotides long. It is a transcript of the gene MYL5, whose product is annotated as myosin light chain 5. Gene Ontology annotation, molecular function: calcium ion binding. Bases 1632 to 2150 code for a protein of 172 amino acids. Gene Ontology annotation, cellular component: cytoplasm. The record is from RefSeq and is a predicted model, not a curated record. The transcript is spliced from 7 exons. NCBI's taxonomy places the organism in Eukaryota, Metazoa, Chordata, Lepidosauria, Squamata, Colubridae.
UAUAUUUCCUCAUAUAUAUGAUUAUCUACUGUAUAAUCUUUUUGUGUGAUGCUUAUAUAUAUAUUGUUGUGACAAAUAAAUAAAAUAAAUAAAAAGUCUUAAAGUUGCCAAAGUUGGAGACCCCUGGUCUAGUGCAGGGGUCUCCAACCUUGGCAACUUUACGACUUGUGGACUUCAACUCCCAGAAUUCCUCAGCCAGCUUUGCUAGAGGUGAAGUCCACAGGUCUUAAAGUUGCCAAGGUUGGAGACCUCUGGUUUAGUGUAAGCCAACAAGAAUAAUUUUUACUGACUGGCUCAGGAAUUCUACAAUAUUUAUGAAUUUAAUCAUUUUUAUAUCAAAAUAAAUGGGCUUUUACAUGAUAUAUUGUUUGAUGAAACAGAAAUUAUAUGCCAUGAUUAAUUCAUCAAACAGUUUGAAAACCUUGUUAUUGAUUUACUUAAAAAGAAUGAUAUAUGUUUUGAAAGAUACAAGUUGAAAAUGUUUUCAAGUACUCUUAAGACACAGCAUCCUUAAAAGUUCCUUAAAUUGGAUCCUAACGAAGAGAGCAACAGCAGAGAGUAAAGAUACACACACACACACAGCCUGCCAAAGUCCCAGGGAGAAUAUCACAAUUCAAUAUAAUCAGUGAAUAUUAUUAGCAUGAGCAGCUGUGGGCAAAUGAUCUGAACUGCAAGAAACCAUUCCACAAGAAUAUUUUGAGCCCAUAAAUAUUUCUAACAAGGCCCGUCAUUUUAAAUAUUUGAUUUAGUGAAGUCAUGUUUCAUUUUGCAAUAAAUCAUAAAGUGGUUCAUUAACUGCAUAAAUCGUUUAAAUAAGUUAAGUGGAAUGUUUAAAUUUAAAAAUGUAAAUUUGGUAUCCAAAGCACGCUAAACCCAAAUGCAGUUUGCUUAUGUAUGCUGCCAACUGUGAUUGUAUAAUUACGAUUUAUGAUUUACCAUGUUGUGUGAACCCAGAUACUCAAAGGGAUAUCUAGCUUUCUAUAAAUAGGAACAACUGUUAACCUGUUUAACUAAAUCAAAACCACCCAAAUCAAGAUCUACUCAUCCCAAUUCAAGGUCAUGAUGAAUUCUCCAGAAUUCUUUGUAUUUAUGAUUUAUUGUAGUAAUAAUAAUAAUGAUAAAAGGUAUGAAGGAAACUACAAAAUCAAAUCUUGUUUAAUUCUAAGAAAUCACAACGAAUUAUAUCAAUAAAUUGCUCCUUCCCAAUGUAGCAUCUUCCAAAUGUAUUUCCCAGAAUAUACAGGGGUGGAAUUCAGAAGUCUUAAAAAGUUAAUGCUUGUUUAAUCCCUGCCCAGUGAGAAACUGCUCUUAUUAUGUUAUAAUAUACGAGUUCAAAAGGUACAUAAAAAUAGCUUGAGUGACAGUUGAAUUCACCACCAUAGAUAUUGCAGCUCAUAGCAAUUGAAGGAAUGUCUUACUGGACAACUUCAACUAACUGUUGUUUGUUCACCAGGGAAUAGAAGGUAUCUUGCAGUUCUGACCAAGUAUGGAGUCAUCUUGUGAGCUGAAAGUUUUUACAGUGUUGAGAUCUUCUUUGGGAAUGCCAUCUGGAAAGACAAGAUCCUCCUCUACAUAUAAGAAGUGUUGAUACAGACAGCUUCCCAGAGAUACAGAGGAUCUCUCCAGGAAAGAUGGCCAGCCGAAAAACCAAAAAGAAGGAAGGUGGUGCCAAACGUGCUCAAAGGGCUUCCUCUAAUGUUUUCUCCAACUUUGAACAGACACAGAUCCAAGAGUUUAAGGAAGCUUUCACCCUAAUUGAUCAGAACAGAGAUGGCUUCAUAGAUAAAGAAGACCUAAAGGAUACCUAUGCAUCAUUGGGUAAAACAAACGUCAAAGAUGAUGAAUUAGAAUCUAUGCUUAAAGAAGCUACAGGACCUAUUAAUUUCACCAUGUUUUUGAACUUAUUUGGGGAAAAGUUAAGUGGUACAGAUACUGAAGAGACUAUACUGAAUGCAUUUAAAAUGUUUGACCCAGACGCUAAAGGCAACGUUAACAAGGAUUAUAUGAAACGCUUAAUGAUGUCCCAAGGCGAUAAGUUUACAACAGAAGAGAUAGAUCAGAUGUUUCAAUGCUCCCCUAUUGACUCAGCAGGAAAUCUGGAUUACAAAACUCUCUGCUACACCAUCACACAUGGAGAUGAAAAAGAAUGAAAUUCAUAAGAUUUAGGAAGUUAUGUUAACAUCUGUCACAUUAAUUAAACAAAACGACAAAACAUUUCUUGCUUUCUCUGUGAUUUGAAACACUUAUUUAAACAGCCAUCUUUCCAGAUAUUGAAUUGAUGUUUUUAACAAGAUCACUUGAAACACACAAAUCACAAAUCACAAAUGCGUUUUUGUGUUACUGAACAGUUAAAAAAGAGAAGAGUUACAGUGUGCACCUUCACAUUGUAUUUUAAAUAUACUUUUAAAUUACGGUAGCAUUUAUUGCAGGGAUACUUUUAUGCAGGUGAAAUUUUCAAUUGGUGCAUCUCUGUAUAUUCCAGAUGUUCAUUCAC